Nematostella vectensis (starlet sea anemone) is the source of this 851-nucleotide messenger RNA. RefSeq lists its product as uncharacterized. Bases 10 to 813 code for a protein of 267 amino acids. NCBI's taxonomy places the organism in Eukaryota, Metazoa, Cnidaria, Anthozoa, Actiniaria, Edwardsiidae. The transcript has a single exon. The record is from RefSeq and is a predicted model, not a curated record.
GCCGAUAAGAUGCAGUACGUCGACGAUUACGAACGCCACCAAGGCAUCCGUAUGGAUCCUAGCAAGAUCGAGAAGAACCCAGGCCUCCGCUCCGUGGCAAAGAUGGGACUGAAUUGUAUGUGGGAAAAGUUUGUUGAGCAGCCGAACCUCCAACGUACCGGGUACGUGGACGACCCCAAAGCCUACUUUGUUCUGCUGAACAACGACAGUAUCGAGGUGAAUGAUGUGCUCAUCGUGAACGACGACCUCAUCCAAGUUCACUACAGGCUGGGGGAAAAGUUUCAAGAGUUGAAACCCCACACCAACGUGGUGAUUGCAGCCUUCACCACGGCGUACGCACGCCUUAAGUUGUACGACGUGCUGGACGGGUUAGGGGAACGUUGUCUGUAUCACGACACGGAUAGCGUCAUUUUCUUAAAUCGCCCUGGAGAGUGGAAACCACCCCUCGGGGACUAUCUAGGAGACCUGACGAGCGAGUUGGAGCCAGGAGACUUUAUCGAUCGUUAUUCGUCCACGGGACCCAAGAGUUACGGGUACACCACGCAACAGGGUCAUUCCACGUGUAGAGUGAAGGGACUUCACAUCAACCUUCGUACGGCCGAUAUCGUGAACCAGACCAGCAUGUUGGAACUCUUGCGCGUUGAAGGCACGGUGGCGGAAGAGCGUCACGUUACUCUCCCUUACACCAUCCAGCGCAAUGUGCACGACAGAACUCUACGCACGGUGCCGGCGCACAAGACAUUUCGUGCCGUGUACAACAAACGCGUGCGACGGGACAUGCGCACUUACCUUUAUGGUUAUUUUAAGUUGUAAAAUUAAAGACCGUUAAUAAAAAGCCUUCUUUUCUGUGG